AUGGAUGAGGAUAGCGAGUGGGAUGAUUUCGGCCACGACGACUCCAGUGAUGAUGACAGCAGUCACGGGAACGACUCAAAUGACUUGCAGAACCUUGAUCCUGACGAUUUCGGCACCUCUGAUGUCGGUUCAUGGCUCCAAGAGAACAGGCAUGCGUGGAAGACUGCCCCAGCGAUAGAAGACUGGACUCGAAUCCGGACUGCAUGUUCCACAAGUAAGAAGGCCUGGGACCUAAACAUGGCUAUUGAGGCUGCCUUUCGGGAGUUCAAAAUAGCUCUUUCCAGUGACAUGAGUGGCGAAUCCAACACGCCCUCGUCGCAGGGUGCAAUGGCACUGGCUAUGAAGCUACAAACUGAGGUUAACAACAUCAAUAUGAAUCUGCAAGCUGAAGUCGACAGUAUCAAGGAGUAG
This is a messenger RNA of Fusarium graminearum PH-1, 411 nucleotides long. RefSeq lists its product as uncharacterized. The record is from RefSeq and is a predicted model, not a curated record. The transcript has a single exon. NCBI's taxonomy places the organism in Eukaryota, Fungi, Ascomycota, Sordariomycetes, Hypocreales, Nectriaceae. Bases 1 to 411 code for a protein of 136 amino acids.